Messenger RNA from Protopolystoma xenopodis, 801 nucleotides. Lineage: Eukaryota; Metazoa; Platyhelminthes; Monogenea; Polystomatidea; Polystomatidae. The record is from the annotation of a GenBank genome assembly.
AUGAAUCCUCUAACCAAUAUUAAGAAUCAGAAUCUUAUGAAUGAAUAUGAACUCUCUCUAGGAUAUACCAACAAAACUGGGAGCUGGCAUAAUCGAUACAGAGACUCGGCUUGGAUAUAUAUUGGAGGCCUAAACUAUGAACUUACAGAAGGCGACAUUAUCUGUGUUUUUUCACAAUAUGGCGAAAUCGCAAAUAUAAACCUGGUUCGGGAUGCUAAAACUGGAAAAUCUAAAGGCUUCGCGUUCAUUUGCUAUGAAGACCAGAGAAGCACAGUUCUUUCUGUAGACAACUUCAAUGGAAUCAUCAUUGCUGGCCGUACUAUUCGCGUUGACCACGUCGAACAGUAUAGGGUACCCAAAGACUUACAUAAAGUAUCAUUAGGUGCCGAUCCUGUAUCCAAUUUUGUCAAUGAAAAAGGUUGUGGCCCUGAAGUUAUGAGGGAUAUUGUAAAACUGCAAAAGACACGAGAUAAAGAGCUAAAAUCACCAAAAUCCCAUUCACGAUCUAAUCGGGAGCAUUAUAAUUCAGCUACUAAAGUCAAAAGAGAUUAUAAAUCGAGGUCCAGAAGUCCUGUUGCUCAGAACCCUUCAUAUCUCGGAAUGCGGAAUCCCUCUCCCAAGAGCCCGUCGCGCACUGAAAUCCAUGUUAAGACUGAACCAUUUGAAAACGAUUUUGUUUCAGAAUCACAUAAAUUCGCACAUCGAAAAUAUGGGCGGUCUCCAGCAACGUGCCAUACAAAUAUUCGCCAAAAACACGAACAUUCUCCAAAUCAGUAUUCCUACAAAGGCUACCGUCACUGA